UUGUCAAAUGUAUUAUUUAUGCCAUUGUUUAUUGUAUUCAUGUUUGUAACUUUAUGCCCGAAAACAAAUUUUGUGUAAUUUUAUGCAUGACAAUAAAUCAUCUUGAAUCUUUAAGGAAUCUCUGUUUUUGAAAAACAAAUAAAUCCUAAUAAAUCCCUUUUAUCGAAAGGGUGCAUUGAAUCCAUCACAAACGUCUGUCUGUUGUUCUAUUUUUCUGUAGACCGUAACGACUGGAGCCAGUACGAUCCGACUCUGGUUGCGGAAGCCUUAUACGCAGUAGCAAACGUGUUGAGUUUCUCACGUCUCCUCUAUAUUCUCCCAGUGAAUGAAUUCCUGGGACCCCUCAAUAUCUCCCUUCAGAAAAUGGUGGGUCAGAUACUGCGUUUCUUCUCCGUCUUUAUCGUGGUCUUCUUGGCUUUCUUCUGCGCUCUCACCAACCUCUACCGAAACUACCCAGAUCAAUCUAAGUUUAAAGGGUACGUUAACGCCAUCCAAACCUUGAUCUGGGCACUCUUCGGUCUCGGGGAUUCUGGUGACGUCUCCUAUCCCAAUGAUGCAACGUGCGAUACAGAAACAUGUGGUCAAAAGACGACAGAGUUUGUAGGUGUCUGUCUAUACAUGGCCUACCACCUAGUCAUGGCUUUGGUCAUGCUCAAUAUGCUGAUCGCAAUGAUGACAACAUCCUUCCAAGAGAUUCACGAUGAUGAAGACGUUGAAUGGAAAUUCGCCCGCUCACAGCUCUGGAUGACGUAUUUUGAACGUGGCGCCACCCUCCCGCUUCCCAUGAAUAUCAUCCCCAGCCCAAAGUCUGUCUACAACUUCUUCAAAUGGCUUAAGAAAACCCUCUGUCCAAAUUGCAGGAAGAAUGCCAUCACGUUACAACAACUACCUGUUGGUUUACAGAAUUUAGCAAGGCGACCUGGAGUUCGCAAACAAGUUAGCACUCAUGAAUGCUUGAUGAAGACAGUUAUCAAGAGAUACCUCUUCAAACUCCAGAAUGAUAAAGAAGGAGAAGAAGGAGCAGAAGGUGAGCUUGAAGAGAUCAAGAACGACAUUUCCAGCUUUCGCUUCGAGGUGAUGGAGAAGCUAAAAUACCUGGAUCCGACUGCUAGUAGUGGUGGAGGUGGAGAGAGUCCUGUCUCGGCAAGUUCAGGCCUAGUCUUCCAGGGAACUAACCGACCAGAACCAGUGGUGAGCAACAAGCAAGAAGUCCUGCUUCGGAAAAUGUACGUGCUCGAAAGCCGUGUGGAGGCAAUGAUGGAGAGCUUGGAGAGAAUCUUUUUGCAAACCAAUGAGGCUCUGAGGUCGAGCACAAUGGGAAAUGAGAUAAUUCACCAGUCACUUGUUAAAGAAUCAGAAGAGAAAGUGAAUGGUGAUAUUUGUAAGACACAAUGAUCGACGGCAAAGGCACAGUAAAUAAAACAUUUUUUUUUAAGAUGGUGGGCAUAAGACUGCAGACGUCACGCGCGUAAAACAUUCCCCAUAGACUUGUGUGUUAAAAUGGCUCUUUUGAAAAAUUCAUUAAAAAAUAAACGUGAAAUUAGAGGGUCGAAUGUUUACUACCAUUGGAUAGGAUAUAUUUCUGACAUUCCAUAACUGACCAGAGAAGGGUAUCGCAGCCAGCUUAUUUUAAAAAUAAAUCGCCAUUUAUGAAGAUAACUAUGAUGGGAUCAAAGUAAUCAACUGAAACAGUAAAAUCGCCCUAAUUCUUCCGCCAGUCAAAAAAUAUCUUCCUAAUUUGGGCAAAGGAACUUCAGUAGUUACCAUUUCUAGAAUCAGUGUUAGAUUUUCAAUUAUAUUCAUACACUUCGGUCAAUCAGCAAUAUCAGAUUGAAAAAAAAUCGAAUGGGUUGGAUUGAAAGAAUAUUUUAGCCUUCCUGUUGAAAUUAGGCUCAUGGAACCUGCACUUAAUUUGUAUAUCAUGGAAUGUGUACAGUAUCUGAUUUUUCAAUAACUUCUUAUGGAUACCUCCCUGUUUAUAGAGUAAAUUAGGCCUAUGUUUUUUCCCUUGAAUGGGUGAUUCAUUGGUAGAUUUUCUAUCUCAUGAAAGUUGUUAUUUUUCUUUCUUCACAAUCUUCUGCAGUAUUUCAUUAUAACAUAUAUAACUGCGCCUGCCGAGACGACCUCUUUUAUUUCCCUUCUUGAACCUAUUCAUCCUCCUCCUCCUUAUUGUUCCUUUUCUUCAUAUUCUUAUUCUCCUCUAUUUUCCUAUCCAUCUUGCUCUUC
Molecule: messenger RNA, 2226 nt
Organism: Lytechinus variegatus (green sea urchin)
Lineage: Eukaryota; Metazoa; Echinodermata; Echinoidea; Temnopleuroida; Toxopneustidae
Product: short transient receptor potential channel 7-like
Exons: 6
Coding region: 364-1395 (343 amino acids)
Biological process (GO): calcium ion transmembrane transport; manganese ion transport; regulation of cytosolic calcium ion concentration
Cellular component (GO): membrane; cation channel complex
Molecular function (GO): inositol 1,4,5 trisphosphate binding; store-operated calcium channel activity
Source: RefSeq, a predicted model, not a curated record